AUGCACCAACAUCCUAGGUCGCCUGCUCCGGCAGCGCCCAUCUCUUCUACGAGACCUCGCUCCCAAGAUCGCAAAGACCCGGACCCACGACCAAAUUCCCCAGCUUUCGACCUUAGAACACAUCCGAAUAGAGGCCUGGGGAUUGAAACAGAAAACGAUGUCGCGGAUGCCACCCAUCGUUCACAGCCUGGAAAAGAUGCGAUAGCCAAGCUCAGUCAAAUCAUAUCGAACUACCAUACCAAGGCCGCUCUCAUUAUUCUACAGUCUCGUGCCGAGCUUCCCCCUUCGUUUACGAAAGGUUCCGACACACCGAGAGUGAAUCGCUGGUUCAAUGUCGAGGUAGAGGACACAGAUGUCCUUCGAGAACACCUGCGGACCUGGAGGACAUGCGAUGCUACCGACAACCGACCACCCCCGUUGAUCAUCGAGACAUAUCUAGAUACUCAAGGGCUCACAAACAGCCAAACCCUUGUUGUGUUGGAUGAGAAUGGAAAGCGAUGGGAUGUUUUGGAAUCUCUCACCGCUUCUCAGAGUGCCCCCCCCGUGAAGCCUCCUUCAUCUAGAGCCGACGAUGUUAUUCUGGAGCGAUGGAGGGUUGAACUAGGGGAUAUGCCGGGUAAAUUGCCGGCGGAUCUAGGCUCGAUUCUACCAACAGUAUACAAGAAGAGCAUCGUUCUUUUCCGAUCUCUAUUUACCUAUUCAAAAUUCUUGCCGGCCUGGAAAUUUAUUAAACGCAAUGGCCGGUUCCGCACAAACCCUGCUUUGAGAAUCAAGUACCGCAUCCUGAAUGAUCAGGUCCCCCAAGAACCGUCCAAGCCAGACCAUUUGACCAUUCCCUUGUAUGAAGGCAACAGCAAAGUGGUUGAUACGUAUAGUUUUGGUGUCACCGAAUCGCCUGCGGGCCCGUUUUCCGUCCAGGUGACUUACCGAACGAGCUGCGAUUUCCGUGUCGAUGACUCGGAAGCCCUUUUAAGCUCGCGGUUCAUGGGAGCGGACGAUGAGAUCUUCCGCCCCUCGCUACCAUCCCGGGGCUUGGAUGCCAAAGCUGUGAAUCCCGAAAUUGGAUCGGCUCCAGUGGAAAAAAGGCCCGUCGAAGACCCUGAUUUAAGUCGAGCAUACGGAAGUCUAUCCACCUUCCAUCAUGUCGGUGCUCCAACCGGGGCAAGUCCAAUCUCAGCCCUUCGCGCUGCGAGAGAAUCAGGCGCUUCAUCCCCCUCUCCCGCUUCAUCCUAUCGAAAAUCGCUCUCGGUCGCCAAGGCCAGUCCUGCAGGGCGUGCGGCGAUUCUUGCAAACGAGGGAAGCCCAUACGUCGCUAGAAGGCCCUCGAUUUCCUUCCAACCAUUCAAAGCCCCCCCAUUGUCCGCUUCUCCUUCGCUGGUGGAUCCUCCCCUUGGAGCGUCUCCUCGUACGGUAGGGCCUGUCCGAGCCUCCCUUUCUGAAUCCAAACAUAUGCCUCCUCCUUCCAUGGCUGCUUCGGCCCGUAAGUCCUUGUCAUCAGCGCCUGAUAAUGCAAUCCCGUCCUCAAAUUCCGCCUCUCCACGACCCGCUCCUAUCUCGAGAUACAGCAGCGCUUUCAGUCAUCGCCGAGGAAGACCAUCCUCGGGAGGCAUUAACCGGAUCGAAGACGAUAAUUCCAGUGGCAAAGCGAGUGCAACGUCUUCAACCGCCCAGCCUGGAUCUGGCCUACUUGCUGAGAUUACUGGGACAAGUGCGGAUUCAAUUCAUGCGGACGAUGAGAACAUUUCGGAAUUUCUAAAAAUGCUCGAUCUGAGGAAAGACUUACUAAACCCUUCUUCAAAUCACGCGGCUGCCUUGGAUGCCGUCUCACGUAGAACUACAGCUACUUCCGCUGCUCUAUCUCGCUUUCAGCGCAUGCGAGACUCUAACGCCGCGCUCUCUGAUUCCAUGUCCUCGUCGUUGCUCUUGCAACGGUCCUCGAAUUCCUCUAGCAAGCAGCUUUCGGGCGUUCCGCCAAUGGCUGCAGGUACAUCUAUCUCCACGGCUUCAUCUCCUGGAAAGCCAAUAUCUCCCCAUACGCCGCACACCCCUGCUAUACCAUCUCGCUUGAGUUCUCACAGUAUAGUGGAUUAUAAUAACCCCGAAUCCAAUCCUCGGGGCCUCCCUCGUGAAGCCCCCAGCUCUCCCAUGGAAGAAACUGUGAGUGAUGAAACUCCUGUCGAACACCAUCCUUCUACAGUGACCGCCAUUCCCAUACCGACAUCUCCACCGUCUCUUUUCCCCGCAACCUUUCGCCGCUCCAGCUCAGCGGCCAAUCGUCGAAGCGCUACCGCAGCGGAUGAUGAGGAAAUUUUUAAUAUGCGCAGUGUAAGCCUAGGAGCGGAGGAGCCUUCCCAUACGAGUCUGAGUGCGUUACAGCGACAGCACGAGUACGAAGGUACGGGGACCAACUUGGCUCCUUCCGGCCGUGGAGCAAGGCCAACCGGAAGAGAUAAUGCAAAGGUUCUACCAAGCCCGGCAACACGCGAAGUAGGCACUCAACAAGGUGUGAUGACGUCUGCGCCAGCAUCUUCUUCUUCUCCUUCCUCAAACCACCCCCUCUUCCAACGGCGACUCAGCCAUUCCCGUGGUCGGGGGUUUUCUGGUGGACCUCAACCUCAUUCUCUAAGCUCUGGUUCAAGCAGCGCCGCGCGUGGUGGUGGCAUCAUUCCUUCUUAUCUUGCUGAGCAGGAUCCUGACCGUGAUGCCAACGCAAGUGGAAGCAAUAGCGGUACUUACGUAGCUGACGAGCGCCGAGCCGGACGACGAUCCAGUGCUGGCCGUAACAAUUUUCAAAGCACGCAACCCGAAGAGGACGAACCCUUGUUAUUUGUUAUGAGUGACUUUGGGGCGUCUCGACGAAGCCUUGACGAAGGCCGACAGGGCACUAAUGACUCGAGUGGAAACGCUGGCUCGAGGCGAGGAGGCAGUGGAAGACGAGGCGGACUUUCUGGCUUCCACGUCUGGCCUUGA
Aspergillus ochraceoroseus IBT 24754 is the source of this 2970-nucleotide messenger RNA. Its product is annotated as putative autophagy protein Atg13. Lineage: Eukaryota; Fungi; Ascomycota; Eurotiomycetes; Eurotiales; Aspergillaceae. The transcript is spliced from 3 exons. Bases 1 to 2970 code for a protein of 989 amino acids. Gene Ontology annotation, biological process: mitophagy; protein localization to phagophore assembly site; autophagosome assembly. The record is from RefSeq and is a predicted model, not a curated record. Gene Ontology annotation, cellular component: extrinsic component of membrane; cytosol; phagophore assembly site.